Entelurus aequoreus (snake pipefish) is the source of this 3109-nucleotide messenger RNA. RefSeq lists its product as uncharacterized. NCBI's taxonomy places the organism in Eukaryota, Metazoa, Chordata, Actinopteri, Syngnathiformes, Syngnathidae. The transcript has 4 exons. The record is from RefSeq and is a predicted model, not a curated record. The coding region runs from base 1157 to 2767 and encodes 536 amino acids.
AGUUUUGCUAUAAAAAACAAAGUUGUCUUUGACAGAAAAGGCAUAAAACAUUUUCUUUUUAUUACUUUUUUACUUUUUAUCAACCUGAAGUUGAUAUAGAGAUUUACUGUAAGCGUUAAAUAAAAAAUAAAAAUAAUAAUUUGACUUAUUUUUAACGUUUUAAUGACUGAGACCCUUUAUGGUCCAGCCCUAAAGGUUAAAAAAAACUAACCCCAUCACCCAUUCACCUCCUCAGGGAGGAAGACUUUCACUUUAGUCUGAAGGUUGUUUUUCCCCAAAGUUGUUUCUUGAUAAACUGUAGGGCGUAUUUUUCCAAGUAGUUGCUUGAUAAGCGGCUCUAACCGGUUCUGUUUAAUGCCACCUGCCCCCCCACCCCCCCACUCAGUAAUGGCUUAUAAUUAAUUUUAAUUAUAAUUAAUUUUUGUGUUGAUACAGAACAGGAGAGAUUAAGUUCAUUUUUAUUUUUUAUUUUAAGCAUUUUUUUUGGCACAACCUCUCCAUCAUCCAGCUAUUGAUUUCUGGUGCCUGCUUAAAAGGGGAAAACAUAACAUGUGUUUCCUUAUUAAACAUAAUGUUUAUAGUCAUAGAGCACCAACGGGAACUGGAACUGCAGAGAAUUGAACCAACGUCGUGUGGCGUAAAAGGUAUGUACGUAGUCCAUUAUGCUACCAGAGGACUAGUGACUACUAAUGAGAAGUCAUUAUUUAUAAAUUGUCGACAGCGCAGUGAAACCAACUGGAUUCAGUUUUCCGUCACAUUGAACAUCAUGUGCUGUUAUUCUUUGAUUGUAUUGGCACUUUAAAAAUAAUUUCGAUUCUCAAUCCAGAUUCCAAACUGACCGCAACUCUCAAAAGCCCGGAUUUUCAAUGGAGCUUGGGCGAUUUAUGUGUUGUCGAAUCUCUCUGCAAGAUCUGAACCAUGUCCCGAAGCAGUCACAUGGUACAUCCUGGCAGCGAAGCUUCACACGUCAUCAUUUCCAGCUCCUCCCCUACACGUAUCAGGCCUUAAUAUGCGCUUCGCAGUGAGGCCCUUCUGUUACUUGACAGACGCCUCGAAGUCUCAGCACAUCGCGUCACACCACUAACUGAGAGCAUCGCCUAUGCUGUUGUUCACUGACUCCACCUUCUUCUCCGCCAACCACAAGUAGUGCUAAGAAAUGAGCAUCAAGAUUGUAAUCACUGAGACGCUGGAAAACCUUUCUUUGGACGACUUUGAAAAGUUCCGCCAGUCUUUAGUAGACCUCAAAAGGGACAAGAGGGUGGCGUUAUGCAGGGUGGAGAAAAAGGACCGCAUAGAGGUAAUCAACGUGCUGGUGUCCACCUUCACCCUCAAUGAAGCUCCAACAGUGACCAUCGAGCUCUUGAAACAGAUUGGAUGCCACGAUAAGGCCACCGAACUGGAUGAAAGGACUAGGAACCUGCCACCUCCGGAACUGCCUACACCUGCAGUAUUACCUUCAUCUCCACAACAGCUUCUACUUGCAGUACUGCCUCCAACUCCACAAGUGGCUCUACCUGUAGUACCGCCUCUAACUCCACAAGUGGCUCUACCUGCAGUACUGCCUCCAACUCCACAAUUGGCUCUACCUGCAGCACUGCCUCCAACUCCACAACUGCUUCUACCUGCAGUACUGCCUCCAACUCCACAAGUGGCUCUACCUGCAGUACUGCCUCCAACUCCACAAUUGGCUCUACCUGCAGUACUGCCUCCAACUCCACAAGUGGCUCUACCUGCAGUACUGCCUCCAACUCCACAAGUGGCUCUACCUGCAGUACUGCCUCCAACUCCACAAGUGGCUCUAACUGCAGCACUGCCUCCAACUCCACAAGUGGCUCUACCUGCAGUACUGCCUCCAACUCCACAAGUGGCUCUACCUGCAGUACUGCCUCUAACUCCACAAGUGGCUCUACCUGCAGUACUGCCUCCAACUCCACAAGUGGCUCUAACUGCUGCACUGCCUCCAACUCCACAAGUGUCUCUACCUGCAGUACUGCCUCCAACUCCACAAGCGGCUCUACCUGCAGUAUUGCCUCCAACUCCACAAGUGGCUCUAACUGCUGCACUGCCUCCAACUCCACAAGUGCCUCUACCUGCAGUACUGCCUCCAACUCCACAAGCGGCUCUACCUGCAGUACUGCCUCCAACUCCACAAGUGGCUCUACCUGCAGUAAAUCCUCCAACUCCACAAGUGUCUCUACCUGCAGCACUGCCUCCAAAUCCACAAGUGGCUCUAACUGCAGCACUGCCUCCAAAUCCACAAGUGGCUCUAACUGCAGCACUGCCUCCAAAUCCACAAGUGGCUCAACCUGCAGUACUGCCUCCAAUGCCACAAGGGGCUCUAACUGCAGCACUGCCUCCAAAUCCACAAGUGGCUCUAACUGCAGCACUGCCUCCAAAUCCACAAGUGGCUCUAACUGCAGCACUGCCUCCAAAUCCACAAGUGGCUCAACCUGCAGUACUGCCUCCAAUGCCACAAGGGGCUCUAACUGCAGCACUGCCUCCAACUCCACAAGUGGCUCUACCUGCAGUAAAUCAUCCAACUCCACAAGCGGCUCUAACUGCAGCACUGUCUCCAACUCCAGAGCUGCUUCCAUCUCCAACAUCAGACAAAGGGGCCGCUGGUGAUUACAAUUAUGAUGACAACAUGAAAGCCAUUAAUACUUUGGUUGAAACGGCGGCACGCAUCGGUGAGAAGAAGGUGAAGAAAGCCUUAUUGGCACUUGCCAAAAAACCACUUUUUUUUUCAAAGAAGAAGCAGAAGGAGUAAACACCCUGAUGGUAUUACUAAUAAUCAUGUUCACAUGCCACUUUGUAGUAUCUUGCGUUGAAAAGAUGGUCCUUAAACUGAUGAUUCCCAAUCUUUAGUCACCUUAUUUUAUGUGAACACACCGUAAAAGCUAAAACAAUAACACAACACAAUUAUUAACUCUAGAUAGUGGUGCACUUUAACCUUUUACCUUGUUUUAUACAUCUGGUAUGAGUUACCUUAACACACUUAUCCUUAAGCGCUAUUACCAUCUUUUUAUUCAUCACGUUUCCUUGCUAAACUCUUUUCACAUGUUCAUGUUUUACCUGAUAUAAAUCAAGACAUAAAAUAAAAUGUAUUAUA